Molecule: messenger RNA, 1293 nt
Organism: Stegostoma tigrinum
Lineage: Eukaryota; Metazoa; Chordata; Chondrichthyes; Orectolobiformes; Stegostomatidae
Product: sorbitol dehydrogenase-like
Exons: 10
Coding region: 1-1263 (420 amino acids)
Biological process (GO): D-sorbitol catabolic process
Molecular function (GO): zinc ion binding; L-iditol 2-dehydrogenase (NAD+) activity
Source: RefSeq, a predicted model, not a curated record
AUGGUAGAAGCAGACAGAAUCAAAAAAUUCCCCUCAAAGAAAUUUGGGCUCAAGGGAAAGAAACUUACAGACUUAUGGGAUAAAGGAAUGCUAGAGAGGAGAAAUAAAUUGCCAAGAAUUUGUUGGGAGAAUCGCCCAAUUCCAGAACCAGGAGCUGGUGAGGUGCUGUUGAAGAUGCAUUCAGUUGGAAUCUGUGGCUCCGAUGUGCAUUACUGGCAGCAUGGAAGAAUCGGCGAUUAUGUUGUCAAGAAGCCAAUGGUUUUGGGGCACGAAGCUUCAGGGACUGUGCAUAAACUGGGGUCUGGAGUACAACACCUGAAAGUAGGUGACAGAGUUUCUAUUGAGCCUGGUGUCCCAAGAGAAAACUGUGAAUUUUGCAAAAUUGGACGCUACAAUCUCUCUCCAACGAUUUUCUUCUGUGCUACUCCUCCUGACGAUGGGAAUCUCUGUCGGUACUAUGUCCACAAUGCCAACUACUGUUUCAAGCUUCCUGAAUGCGUUAACUUUGAAGAAGGUGCGAUGAUUGAGCCACUUUCAGUUGGGAUUCAUGCCUGUCGUAGAGGUGGAGUGCGUAUGGGACAUAAAGUCCUCAUCCUUGGGGCAGGGACAAUUGGUCUUAUGAACCUGCUUGUCGCUAAAUCGAUGGGAGCAGACCCAAUUGUAGUUGUAGACCUGGUGCAAGAGCGUUUGGACAUGGCAAAGUGCAUGGGUGCCACUUGUGUCUGUAAGAUGGAAAAAAACACAUGUCCUCGAGAAAUGGCAUCCAAAGUCAAAAGUGCACUUUGUGGUAUGCCAGAUAUAUCCAUUGAAUGCACUGGGGCAGAUCAGUGUGUCCAGACGGGUAUCUAUGCGACCAAGCCAGGAGGUGUUUUGGUUUUGAUUGGUCUGGGCAACACAAACACGUCUGCCCCGUUGUUAACUGCAACAGCACGUGAGUUGGAUAUCCGAGGAAUAUUCAGAUACUGUAACACGUGGCCCACGGCCAUAAACAUGUUGGCUUCAAAGAAGGUGGACGUGAAACCAAUGAUCACACACCGCUUCCCACUGGACCAGGCCAUCGAGGCAUUUGAGUUGGUGAAGAAAGGUGCAGCACUCAAGGUGAUUAUACAGUGUGAAGAGCCAGAAAAGAAGGAACAGAAACAGUCCAAAUCACUCGAAGAAUGCCAGAAACAGUGUCAGCAGUUGUUACAGCAGUGCCAGCAGCAAUGUCAGCAAUUGCAGAAAGAGCAGAAAGAACAUUGUGGGCGCACUGCCGGUCGCUAAUUUACUUGCUUAUUGCACCCACGGGGUGUG